ACAAACGUCCAGUUUGAGUCGAAAAAAGACGUCAUGUCUCCUGCUAAAGGAACCGGUGUCUUGGCUCUUUUCCACAGUGCCAUGAUAGUGAUUGCACUGAUCGACUCUGAUGAUGUCAUCACCCGAGAUGAGCAGAUCUACGUUCUGAUUGGUGCUCACGCCCGAUGUGAGAGGAACAUCCAGGCACAGUUGGCCCUGGUUCAAGAAGGUGACUGUGUCCCCGAGUGGGACGGGAUCAUCUGCUGGCCGCGGAGCAGGGCGGGUCAGCUGGUGUCAGUGCUGUGUCCAGAGUACAUCUACGACUUCAACCACAGAGGACAAGCUUACCGACAGUGUGACGUGUCAGGAAACUGGGAGCAGGUUGCCAGUAUCAACCGCACUUGGGCUAACUACUCCGAGUGCACCACAUACCUGACCUCCAACCACAGGAUUCAAGAGGAGAAGGUGUUUGAGAGACUCCACCUCAUGUACACUGUCGGAUAUUCCAUUUCUCUAGCAUCACUGUUGGUAGCCGUCUCCAUCCUCUGCUAUUUCAAGCGGCUCCACUGCACACGCAAUUACAUCCACAUUCACCUCUUCACCUCCUUCAUAAGUCGGGCAGUCAGCAUUUUUGUGAAGGACACCGUGCUCUACUCCAUAUCUGAAGACAGAGAGGAUGACUUCAAUGCAUUGAAGCCCCCUAUGGCCGGCUGUAAAGCGGCCGUCACUCUCUUUCUUUAUUUCCUGGCGACCAAUCAUUACUGGAUCCUGGUGGAGGGGUUGUAUCUUCAUAGCCUCAUCUUCAUGGCCUUCCUCUCUGACAAGAACUACCUGUGGGCCCUCACCAUCAUCGGCUGGGGUGUUCCAGCUGUGUUCGUGUCUGUCUGGGUCAGUGCUCGAGCAUCGCUGGCGGACACACAAUGUUGGGACAUCAGUGCAGGGAACCUGAAGUGGAUCUAUCAAGUUCCCAUUCUGGCAGCCAUUGUUGUGAAUUUUCUCCUCUUUGUUAAUAUAAUACGUGUACUGGCCUCUAAACUGUGGGAAACAAACACUGGUAAAUUGGACCCUCGGCAGCAGUAUCGGAAGCUGCUGAAGUCCACAUUAGUCCUCAUGCCGUUGUUUGGAGUUCACUACAUGGUGUUCAUGGCUCUCCCCUACACUGAGGUCACAGGGCUGCUGUGGCAGGUUCAAAUGCAUUACGAGAUGUUCUUCAAUUCAUCUCAGGGCUUUUUUGUGGCAUUCAUCUACUGUUUCUGCAAUGGAGAGGUGCAGGCGGAGGUAAAGAAGGCGUGGUUAAGACGCAGCCUCGCUCUGGACCUCAAGCAGAAAGCCAAGAUGACCAGCAGCGGAGGCAGCUGUUACUAUGGCGGCAUGAUGUCUCACACCACCACACAUAGCGUCAGUCUGUCUGCUGCCAACCCCCGGGCUCUGUCCUCAGGAGGAGCCUCGGGCAGCGGGGCAGGGGUCAGGCCGCCACGCCACGGCUCUUUCCACCCGCAGAGCAGCCUGCCUGGAUACGUGCCCGGUGAUGCUGAGACCCCCGACCCCCAGCAGGAGCUGCCAGUGAGGAAACCAUCCGGGACGGAGAAGGGAGUUUUUGCUAGGCACACCAGAGCCAGCAAGGAAAAUCAUGACAGCACAACUCAUGGAGCACCUGAGGCACAAAACCCAGGAGCAGAAGAUCCAGACAGCAGCUUAUCUCUGAAAGAGCUGGAGACCAUCCUGUGAAUGUUUUCAGUAUUUGAGAGAUGAGCAUAAACGAAGUUUUGUAA
Trematomus bernacchii (emerald rockcod) is the source of this 1751-nucleotide messenger RNA. It is a transcript of the gene pth3r, whose product is annotated as parathyroid hormone 3 receptor. Gene Ontology annotation, biological process: cell surface receptor signaling pathway; adenylate cyclase-modulating G protein-coupled receptor signaling pathway. The coding region runs from base 34 to 1707 and encodes 557 amino acids. The record is from RefSeq and is a predicted model, not a curated record. NCBI's taxonomy places the organism in Eukaryota, Metazoa, Chordata, Actinopteri, Perciformes, Nototheniidae. Gene Ontology annotation, molecular function: peptide hormone binding; G protein-coupled peptide receptor activity; parathyroid hormone receptor activity. The transcript is spliced from 13 exons. Gene Ontology annotation, cellular component: plasma membrane.